Molecule: messenger RNA, 3673 nt
Organism: Anolis carolinensis (green anole)
Lineage: Eukaryota; Metazoa; Chordata; Lepidosauria; Squamata; Anolidae
Gene: pms1
Product: PMS1 homolog 1, mismatch repair system component
Exons: 13
Coding region: 162-2996 (944 amino acids)
Biological process (GO): mismatch repair
Cellular component (GO): MutLalpha complex
Molecular function (GO): ATP-dependent DNA damage sensor activity; ATP hydrolysis activity; ATP binding
Source: RefSeq, a predicted model, not a curated record
GCCUGGGGCCCGGGCCCGCCCUUGCGAAGAGGCGGGCCCAGACGAGGCAGGGGGCUCUCUCGGCCCCAAUGGGCCGCCCUCUUCAACUCCGCCUCUUCUUCAUGCUGCGGGUGCACGGCCCAUAAAGGGCGCCUUUCAGAUUUGAUCCAGAAAUCUUUGAAAUGAAGCAAUUGCCAGCGGAAACUGUCCGAAUUCUUUCAAGCUCACAGGUCAUCACAUCCGUUGUCAGUGUGGUCAAAGAACUGAUAGAGAAUUCUUUAGAUGCUAAUGCAACAAAUGUUGAUGUUAAGUUGGAAAACUAUGGUUUUGAUAAGAUUGAAGUCCGAGAUAAUGGUGAUGGAAUCAGGGCAGCUGAUGUCCCUGUCAUGGCAGUGAAACACUACACUUCAAAAAUCAGUUCUUCUCAAGAUCUUGAAAGCUUGACAUCAUACGGCUUUCGUGGUGAAGCUUUGGCCUCAAUUUGUUCCACAUCAGAGGUUCUGAUCACAACAAAGACAGCGAAUGAGGAUUUUAGUACCCAAUAUGCUUUGGAUAGAAGUGGUCACAUAAUUUCUCAAAAGCCAUCUCAUCUUGGUCAAGGUACAACUGUCACAGUUCUGAAGUUGUUCAAGAAUCUGCCUGUAAGAAAGCAGUUUUAUUCAACAGAUAAAAAAUGCAAGGAAGAAAUGAAAAAAAUUCAGAAACUUCUGAUGGCGUACGGCAUUAUAAAACCAGAACUGAGGAUCAUGUUUACACAUAACAAGACAGUAAUGUGGCAGAAGACCAGGGCAUUGGAUCACAAAACGGCUUUCAUGGCAGUAGUGGGAGCUGCCAUUAUGGACAACAUGGUAUCAUUUCAACGCCAUUGUAAAGAUAUUGAGGUUCUUUUCAGUGGCUUCCUUCCAAAGCCUGAUUCAGGUGGUGGUUUGACAAGUCAUCCAAGUUCAGAAAGAAGCUUCAUUUUUGUAAACAAUCGGCCAGUGUAUCUAAAGGAAAUUCUCAAGCUGGUUCAACAGUACUAUAAACUGAAGUUUCAAAUGGAUUCUAAUCGUUCAUAUCCUGUUUUCUUAAUCAACAUUAUUAUUCCUCCAUCUGCUGUGGAUGUCAAUUUAACACCAGAUAAAUCUCAAGUAUUGCUACAUAACCAGGAAUCCAUCUGCCUUGCUAUUGACGAUAUCUUGACUUCCCUAUAUGGACCUCUAACUGAGGUUGAUUCUUGUCCAACCGAAAAGACAGAUACUAUUUUAGAAGAUUCUUUCAUUAAUGAAGCAGAACAAACAACAAUGUGUGCGAACCAAAUUGGAUCUUGUAGAAAUACGAAGCAACAAGCUCGUAUGCCAUUGUUUUCAUCUCGUAGCAAUGGGAAAAACAGUGGAAGAGAAAAAUACCCAGAGCUCCAUUUGAAUAAUCAAACAUUGUGUAAUGAUACAUCUCAAGGUUUGACUUCUGAAGUAGAUACAUCUAGCAGCAAGAGAAUUGGAUAUGACAUAUUUCAGGGUGCCACAGUAGAAUUGUGUGAAGACCAACAGAACAAAUCUAAAGGACUAUUUAGUCCAGACAACAAUAUCUUCAUGGACACUAAUUUUGAAACCAGCAUUGAAGGUGAUCUAAUGAAUGACCAUUUCCAGGAACCAGAUAAAACAGAAGAACCCAUCAUGCCAAAAGAGUCUUCUGAAAUCACUGCUGAUCAGUGGAGUUUGGGGAAUGCACUGAGGAACUCCAGAGGAGAAAAUCUGGAGCCUGUUCAGAUUUUAAUUCCUGGAGGAGGAGGAGGAGGAGGAGGAGGAGGAGGAAGAGGAGGAGGAGGAGGAGGAGUAAAACCUCAAGAGAAAAAUGAUGGAGAAACCCAACAAAAUCUUCACAAGGAAAACAACAACCAAACUAUAAAAAGAACAAAUGUGGUAAAUGAGAAAGUGGGACAAAUCACAGCUUAUGAUAUAAUUAGCAAUCAGAUAAUAAAGAAACCAAUGACCGCAUUUGCCCUUUUUACUCAAGAGCAUCGCUCUGGAUUGUCGACUGAAAAUACCAAAGCAAGUGCAGAAGAACUCACAUUGAAAAUGGAAGAAAUGUGGAAGGCAUUGAACAAAGAAGAGAAAAAGAAGUAUGAAGAAAAAGCUGCCAGAGACUUGGAUCGAUACAAAAAGCAAAGCAGAAAAGCUAUGGAUCAAAGCACGAAGAGAUUGUCAACAGAUAAGGAGAAAAAACAUAAAGCCAGAUUGAAAGACUGUUUGUCUAACCAACCAAAACUUGACAAGCUUUUUCAUUCUCAAAUGGAAAAGAAACACAGUAGUUGCCAAGCAAUAAAAAUUGUGAAGGUGCCCUUCUCUAUGGAUUCAUUCAGACGGAAACUGCACAUUCUUGGGCAGAAAGAAUCUGAUAAAGAUGAACCUUGCCUAAUUCAUCUUCUGAAUUUUCCGGAUGCAUGGAUAAUGGCCUCUGAGAAAAAAAUAAUGAUGCUGAAUCCAUACAGAAUAGAAGAAGCCCUUCUGUUUAAAAAACUUCUUGAAAGCCAUAAGCUUCCGAUAGAGAAGUUGGACAAACCAGUUGUAUUAACUGACAGUCUUCUUAGGGAGUCUCAAUAUAUGGAUGUUCUUUGCAAGAUGCCCAAAGAAAGUGUACGAUUUGAUGGGUCUUCAUAUCUGUUGGAUUCAAGACUUAUAGCAAAUGGAUUCAAGAUAAAGAUAAUACCAGGUUCUGAAGCUUCAGAAAAUCAGCUGGAAAUAGAAGGAAUGGCCAAUUGUGUUCCAUACUAUGGCAUAUCAGAUCUGAAAGAAAUUCUCAAUGCUGUGAUAAAUGAUAAUGCAAAAGAAGUAUAUGAAUGUAGACCUCUUAAAGUGGUAAACUACCUGGAGGGAGAAGCAGUGCGGCUUUCUCGGCAGCUACCAUUGUAUUUAUCAAAGGAAGAUGUUCAGGACACUGUCUAUAGAAUGAAACAGCAACUUGGAAAUCAAGAUAAAAGCUGUGUUCAUGGCCGGCCUCUAGUUCAUUGUUUAACAGAUAUUCCACAGAGCGAGUAGCAAGGAAAUAUUUCAUUUGAAAUCCUAUUUCAUAUUUUUAUACAAAAUAAAAUGUAAAUUUUGCUGUUUUGUAAGAAGAACAUGAGCACUGAAUUCAUGCAUUGUUUUGUAUUGUAUUUUCAGAUAAUUAUUUAUUUAAAAUGCAAAUAUGUUGAAAACUGGAUUUCUUUUCAAACAGAACAACUAAAGGUGGGAUUAACUCCCCACAUUUAUUCGUUUACAAUGUUUCGUGAAGCAAAGUCUGUAAAGGCAAUGCCAUUCCUAUAGUUAAAAACAAAAGCAAAGAAGAGGGGAUUUGAUUUUUAAUAGCAAUAAUAGACAAGGAUCAGAAUAAAAACUCAUUUCCAAAGCAAAAAGUACAAUAUUUUCAACAAGGUCUUGAUUGUGCAGAUGUUAUAAACAAUUAAUACAGAUGUAUUUGUAGAAACCACUUGUGGACACAGAUCGUGUUGCUGGCAGUGUAUAGACGAUAUGUAAAAGAUGGGCCAUGUACACUCAUACACUUGAAACUUGAAAUCAAAUGCAUAUUCUAUGAAUGUGGGAUGUUGCAAAUUUAAUAGUAUAAUUGAGUUAUGCUUUAGCAUAGCAGAAUACUUAAAGAAUCCAGUUAUAUUUCAAAAGAUAACAGUGAGCUAUAUGAUAUGUAACUAUUUUACAUUAAAUAUACAGUAGCAAUA